Chaetura pelagica (chimney swift) is the source of this 3132-nucleotide messenger RNA. RefSeq names its product serine/threonine kinase 11 interacting protein (gene STK11IP). NCBI's taxonomy places the organism in Eukaryota, Metazoa, Chordata, Aves, Apodiformes, Apodidae. The transcript is spliced from 23 exons. Gene Ontology annotation, biological process: intracellular protein localization. Bases 1 to 3132 code for a protein of 1043 amino acids. The record is from RefSeq and is a predicted model, not a curated record. Gene Ontology annotation, cellular component: cytoplasm. Gene Ontology annotation, molecular function: protein binding.
AUGAAGAACCAGGACCGGAGGGUGACAAGGAGACACCCCUCCCUCCGGGACCUCGUCCUGGACGGCUCCAGCACGCUGACGCUGCUCACCCCCACCCUGCAGCACCUGACCGAGGUGUUCGAGCAGCACCUGGGCUCCCGCAACCAGAACCGGGGCUUCGUGGCUCUGCCCUCGCACCCCGCCGAGACCGCCGCCAUCCUCCAGGCGCAGUUCCUCUUCGACGUCCUGCAGAAGACGCUCUCCUUGAAGCUUCUUCAUGUUCCAAACUCUGCUUUGCAAUCUGCUGUGAAGAUCUUCCCUUUCAAGUCCCUCCGGCAUCUGGAACUGAGGUCUGUCCCCCCACACUGCCUCCAAGGACUGCGAUUUGUCUAUUCUCAACUGGAAUCUCUUACCUGUUGCAAAUGUAUCAGCACAGUGGAGGAAAUAAUUUCAGCAUGUGGUGGAGACCUAAGCUGUGCUCUCCCGUGGCUGGAAUUGCAGACUGUGAACUUCAGCUAUAACUCGAUCAGUGCCUUGGAUGAUUCACUGCAAUUACUGAAUGCUCUGAGAGUCUUAGAUCUGAGUCAUAACAAGAUCCAGGAUUGUGAGCACUAUUUAACGACCCUUACAGAACUAGAAUACCUCAAUCUGGCUUAUAACUUCCUGUCCAAGGUGCCCAACCUUGGCAUCUUCAGCCGAUCCAAGCUGGUGACUCUGAUCCUGCGCAACAAUGAGCUUGACAGCGUUAAUGGGGUUGAACAGCUAGUGAAUCUGCAGCACCUGGAUGUGGCCUACAACCUGCUGCUAGAACAUGCCCAGUUGGCACCAUUGUCUGCUCUGCACUGUGUAAGAAAACUUCACUUAGAGGGAAACCCAUUAUGGUUCCAUCAGAACCACCGAUCAGCCACCCUUGCUCAUCUGUCUCCCAGGGCAGCCUCCUCCAAUUUCCUCUUAGAUGGGGAGCCACUCUCUUCCUCAGACCUAAUGCACCUGCCAAGACUUGUGCAAAGUGUGUCACAGUCCAUCCACACUUCUACCUCAGAGAAAACUGCACUGGACCGCAGUGCUCUGGAGAGCUCCUGUGCUGCAGACUUCAGCGACAGUCCGUCCCCAGCAGAGAAAGUGGCUGUCAGGCUCCCUCGGAAGAAAAGCAAGGGAAAAGUCAAAGUGCGCAGAGCAAGCAUUUCGGAGCCCAGUGACUCUGAGCAUGAGCCCCCAGCUUUACCUCUCUCUGCUGGCCUGGUCCUACAGCAUCAGAAGGAGAUGAAGCGCUUGAACAGCUUCAGAGAUCGCUUUGGUGUUGACUGGUUGCAGUACAAGAGACAUCUGGAGGAGCAUGACCAAGUACCUGUCAUCUGCCGUAGCCGUUCUGCAGAUGAGAUCACAGGCAGACCUGCUGCAAUGGACUUGCAGAGUGAGAGCUCUGACCCAGAUCAAGGAAAUCCCCAGGUAUCCCAGGAAGAAUCCCCUCCUCCUUUGGAUGAUACUGAGAAGGAGGAAGAGCCUGAAGUACAGCUGGAUGAGCCUGUUGAAGGAGAAGAGGAGGCAGAUGAGCUAAUGCUGGGGGAGGAAGAAGAGGAGAAGCCAGAAGUGGACCUCUGCCAGCCAGUGCUGGUGAGCCAAAUAGAAGGUGAAGGGGACCCCGAGCCAGAUUGGAUCUUCUUGCGAGUCACAGCUAAGCAUGUGAUUGAGGUGGAACUGAAGGCUGCCAGAGUACUCCACAAGCUGGAGCUGAAAUGCCUGCAGAAGGUGGAGACCUCCAACAUGAACUGGAAGAGGAUGGACCUGGAGCGAGUUUUCCCUGUCCUCACGUUGCACUUCAGCUACAUUCGCAAGGACCGGCAGAAGCGCAAAUACGUGGUGCUGGACGACUGCCCGGAGCAGUGCCUACAGUGUGUCCUUGAAGUGUUGUCUCCAGCUGUUGAGGAGAACCGGCAAAAUCAGGACCAGGAGAAGGGAUCCAUGAAACUCCAGUGCCUGAAAUGCAAGCAGGAGUUUUCACAGCCCCUGGUUCCCUGGCAUCAAGGUUCCUAUCCUUCAGAGGUUGGAGAUGCCAAAAUCCUGCAGACCCUAGUUGCCUCAGAUCAAGAUGCUGCAGCAGCUAGUGAAUCCAUAGUCUGUCCCAAUUGUUCCAGUGACCAUGUGGUCAUCCUGCCUUCAGAGGUGUGCUCCAGCACACCUUUGCCACCUGGCCACGAUAGCACAAGUGAAGACCUGUCAGACUCUGUCCUGGAGGGAGGCAGCCAACAGGAGGGCCCAGAGGAAGCACCUCCCCUGGCCAGUGAAAGUGGGAAGUUCUACAUUGGCGGGGAGGACAGCUCUGAGAUGGACACCAGCACCAGGACCCCGGAGCUGAGUGGGGAGCACAAUGGCACGCUCUAUUUCAGUGCCCACAGUCCAGACGAGGGCUGUGGGAAGAAGGAGCUGAGCCUGAAGAGCCAAUACUUCUCCUUCAGCCACACAGACACCAAUGGGGGCAGCCUGAUAGGGAGCUACCGUUACAGCGUUUCGCGGGGGGCCACUCCUUCCCAGCUCUCUUUGAACUCCGAGUCUGAGGAAACAUGGAAUCUCAGUCCCCCUGUAAAUGGUGUCCUGAACACGAGGGACUUCCGCUCUGUGGAUCAUCGCCUGAAGCUGUACCUGGAUAUGGAAGUUUUUGAAGAGGAUGCUGAAGAGUUCCAGUGCUUUCUUAAGGUUGUCAUGGUGAAGUUUGGCCGACAAGGAGAGUUCCUCUCAAUUCUGGUUGCCUCUGAUCUCAAGAUUUAUGUGCUGGAAGUCACUGGGGCUAUCAGGGGACAACCUGCAGACUGGCUGAAGAAGAAUGACUCUCACUUCCUGUCUGAUAUUUCCCAUCUGGAAGUGGGACUCUGCCACCAGAGCUUGCGAAUGGAGUUUGAGAACCCAAAAGCCUCCUACAAUCUGCUGAUCCGGAACCAAAGCUGCUGUGACCAGUUCCUGCAGACCCUGACAUAUCUCAUGCAAGAGCUGCCUGCUAAGCACAGGAGUAAGGUGAAGGAAAUCCCCACUGUGAAAAUGAAUCCACAACAUUGGCUAUGGCCUCUGCUGGACCCCAAGACCACAGAUUCUGCAGCUUCAGAUGACCCUUGUUUCUUCUACCUGUUGGCCUACCUCAUUCAAGAGUAUGGUGCCUAA